This is a messenger RNA of Trichogramma pretiosum, 4700 nucleotides long. Its product is annotated as E3 ubiquitin-protein ligase TRIM33. The record is from RefSeq and is a predicted model, not a curated record. The transcript has 14 exons. Gene Ontology annotation, molecular function: zinc ion binding; protein binding. NCBI's taxonomy places the organism in Eukaryota, Metazoa, Arthropoda, Insecta, Hymenoptera, Trichogrammatidae. Bases 178 to 3711 code for a protein of 1177 amino acids.
AUACACUUCCAUGGCGUACAGCGGCAUCAGAUCCAACUUGCCAGUGGAUCUCUCUUGUCUUUGAUGUGAUAGAGAGUAUUUAUGAGUGUGGUUUGCUUCGUACUUUCAAGUGUCAAGACUACCAAAGUGGUACUUGGCUCGUAUAGUAUCGUGUACGAGAAAAGAUAGGCUAUAAAUAUGGAUCCAACACAUUUAUUGUCAAAUGUGAAGGUGGAAUUGAAUACAGCAGACGAAGAGAUGGAGAUGGAGAUGAAUGAUGCACCAAUGCAAGUGCAAUCUUCUGAGUCCGAACAACGGGCUGAGAGGCCUUCAGAGCAACAAGCCGAGCAAAGCUCCGCCGACGCCCUCGAAAACUACGUCGGUGCCGAGUUCAAGAAUAUCAUGCGUACCUGUGGCCUUUGCUCGAAACAACUUACUCAAGAGGAUGCGACCAAGUUACUGGAAUGCCUACACUCUGUUUGCUUGACUUGUGUGCAGGCUGAGCUAAGGUCGCCUACUAUCCCCAAAACUGCAACUGAUAAUGACACAGGUGUCACAAUUAUGUGUAGUAUCUGUCAAUUGCAGAGCUCAUCGAAAAAUAUCAUUGAAAAUCUGAUGUUUUCAAAAGUUAUAAAAGAUGAUUCCAAUACAUCUAUAGCAGAUGAACUUGCAGAAAAGGAAGAGAAAAAAUGUGGCAAUCCUCACGAAGGUAACAUUGUUCCUGCCUCCAGCUGGUGUGUCGAAUGUGAAGAAUUCAUUUGCGAUAGUUGUGUUUUGACUCAUCAAAAACUCAAAGUUACGAAAGAUCAUACAAUAAAACCAAUAAAUGAAAUAACAUUGGAAUCGGAAAAAGAUAAAAAAGAAGAACCAAAUUUUAUAUUUUGCACUGUACAUCCACAUGAACAGAAAGAAAUUUUUUGCAUUGUAUGCGAUACAUUGACAUGUCGUAAUUGCCAACUGACAGAUCACAGAGGACACGACUACAAAUUUAUUCAUGAAAUUGCAAAUGAAACUCGUACAUCUGUCACCAAGUUAUUAGAAGACUUAAGUAAUAAACAAAAUCUCUUGAAAAGGGGUUUAUAUCUCAGUGCAGAGAGAAAGAAGAUGAUAAAUGAUAAAUAUAAAGAACUAAGUGAAGAAGUUGCAACAUUAUGUUUAAAGAUAACAGAAGCCAUAAAAGCCAGAGGAAAACAGUUACUAGAAAGAUUGAAAACAGUUUGCGAUAAUAAAAAAAAUACUGUUAAUGCGAAAGAACAAGAAUUGCAAAGGCUCACAACUAUGAAUGAUCAUUUACUUGUUUACAUUUCUUACACUUUAGAAAAAGGAACUGACGUAGACUUAUUGCAUAGUAAAAAAGUCAUAAAUAAUCUUAAAGAUCGACUAAACAGUACAACAUAUGUAGUUCCAAAUCCAGAUAUGCCUGUGAGAAUACACCUUAGUAUGGAAAGGAUGAAUGAUUUAAUAAGAGUAAUACAGACCAUUGGGAAUGUCAUCGUUGACGGCGUUGUUUUUCCACCACCAACUCAGGUAGCCACUCCUCCUUUAACAGCGCAGACACAAAAUGCCUCCAUGCAAGCAGCAACUGGUGCUUCAUUUUAUCCUGGUAAAUCUACGACACCAACAAAUGAAGUAUCAGGAGAUCCAAAUACAAUUUCUCAUAAUUUGAUAGUUGACGGUGUACAAGGCUCAAUAACUGCAAUACAUCCCGUAACAGCCAGUAACCAAGGAGCGUCAAGUAUAAGUUACAUAGCUCAGCCUUUACAAUGCGUACUUGGGCCACAGCUUCAUCUUCAACAGCAGCAGCAACAACAACAGCAGCAGCAGCAUCAACAACAACCACAACAACAACAACAACAACAACAACACCAACAACAACAACAGCAACAACAACAACAGCAACCACAACUACAACUACAACAACAAAUACUAUUACAACAACAACAACAACAGAGGUUGCAGCAGCAACAGCCUCAAAUAUCUAUGCAAAAUUCAAUGUUACUAAAUCAAGGAAAUUUGCAACACAAUUAUUUGUAUUCUAUGACACAACAACAACAACAACAACAACAACAACAACAACAACAGCAGCAACAACAACAACAACGAGCAUCAUCUCAAGCUCGAGCAUAUAAUAUAAAUAAUCGUCAAGUAAAUGCUCCACAUAUACCACAAAUGAUGAUGGCACCGCGACCAAAUCAACAACAGGUAACAUCCUCAACGCAUCCACAGCAACAAAUGCCGCAUUUGACACCGCAAGAGAGCCUUCUAAAUCCAAAUGCCAGUCUUCGAGGUUUACUGGCACACAACCCCCCAGCCUACAGGACGCCAGUAUCUAAUGCCGCAGGACAACAAUACAGAAUGCCUCACUAUAAUCGUUACCCUUCCCCAAAUCUGCAGCAGCAGCAGCAGCAGUCCCAGCAGCAUCAACGUUCUUCUCAGCCAAUGGUUUCAAUGCAUGAUUCUCAACCUCCAGCGUACAAUAUGAACUUACAAAACAGACAAAAUUAUAUGGCUGCAUACAAGCAAUCUCAGCAACAUCAGCAGCUACAGCCACCACAAAUGCCUCGAUGGCAUUCACCUCAAAAUACAACUUCGGCUGGAAAUGUCCAUCAACCCAUGGUCAGUCCCCAUACUGCAAAUAAAAAUAUGUCUCAACUUUUGCCCAGCGAGUAUAAAAUAACCAUACCAAAAUCGAAUGUUAACAAUAAUAAUACUUUAACAAGUAAAAAUAAUGCAUCGAGUCCGAAACCUGCCGAAUUAACUCCUGCCGUCACACCACCUGCUAAUUUAAACAGCAAUGUGAGUCAUACAGUUAGUUCUUCGAUGCCAAAAACUCCAAGCCCAGCGCUCAAUAAUGAAAAAGUUGCCAAUGACGAACCAGAAAAAAAUAUCGAUACCAUUUGUCGUAAAUCCUUAGAUGAUUUGAUGGUUGUCAUUAGAAAACUCGAUAGUAAUGGCAUAAGUGUUACAGCCGAAGCACAAGCUGGUCAAAGUGAUGCCCAGACUUCGCAAGUUGAUAGUUCCACUGAUGAAACUAAUAAUGCUUUAGAUAGUACCUCUCCUACCGAUCCUAUGGCUACGGAAAAAGAUGAUCCUAACGAAGAUUGGUGUGCUGUUUGCAUGGACGGUGGUGACAUGGUACUUUGUUGUGACAAGUGUCCAAAAGUUUUCCAUCUGUACUGCCACAUACCAAAAUUGAAAAACUUUCCAAAUGAAAGUGAGACUUGGCAAUGUAUGCUUUGUACAAAUGUACACGAUUGUUCAGAAGAUCCACCAGGAGAGGAAAAACCAAAUGAAUUGAGCCCUCGCGAUUUAAGAAUUGCUCAACGUUUAGUUUUGGAACUGUAUUGCCAAUACGAACAAAGCUUACCGUUCCGAGAAAUCGUUUCAUCUGAGAUAACUGAAUACCAUCGUAUUAUUAAAAAGCCUAUGGCUUUGGAAGUCAUUAAGGCCAAACUUGAUCGAGAACACGAAAAUCACUAUACCGAUCUGAAACAACUCAUAUCUGACGUUAGACUAAUGUUUAAAAAUGCUUAUAAAUUUAAUCUUUUUUAUUCUUCAAAGGUUGGAUCUCAAGUCUAUCAGGAAGCACGAAGUCUUGAAGAUUUUUUUGAGAAGCUAUUGAUAAUUUGGGUACCAUCAUAUACUGAAGAUAAUUCAUAUAACCAAACACAAGAAGAAGAUGAAGAAGUCUUCCCACCGAAUAGAAAAUACAGACGUAUCGUCACUGAUUAAUGAUCUGAUCGUUUGUGUUAUAAAAAUUUAUUGAAACUCGUCGGUUUCUUUUCUUUAUAUCUCAUACUGAGAAUCGUUUUAUAAAUGGGUAUAAAUGUAAAAUGAACUGCCUUAAGCAUAUUAACUGAUUACUUCAGUAAUCGAAUUUUUUUACGACGGUUAUAUAAAUAUUAUAUUUGGAUGAAUUUAAUUGUGAAUUGUGAUGUUAUUGGUUAAAUGAUAUGAACGUACCGCACGACAUGUUGUACGUUGAAAAAUUGUUAAUUUGGUUGAAUCAUGUUACGUUUACGUAAAGCUUAAGUAUUAGCAAAGUAGAAUCUAAAAUUGUAAACCCUUAUUUGAAAAAUAUUUCAUUUCAGUAUGAAAUAUUGCAAUCAAUUUUCUUUAUAGCUUUCCUAUAUGAAAAUAAGUACGAAAACUUUUUCGAAAAUUACUCUUUAUUUAGAGGUUUAUACAAGCUGGCCUUGAAUUUUUUUUAUAAAGCCUGAAAUAAUUUUAAGAAUUUACAAUGGUUUUUCGUAGAUAACUUUCAAAUUCAAUUUUGAUAUUAAUUUGUAUGUGUUGUUUUAAAUGUUUCAUACAGAUAGAACCAUUGUUAUUGAUUACAUAUAUUGAACAUUUUUUCGUAUAUUAUCACAGUUGUGUGGUGGGAAAAAAUUUUGAUAAAAAACAUUGAUUAUUUGACCAAGUGUGUAAAUAUUUUGAAAAAUGUAUUUUUCUUAAUUUGACUUUUAUGUAUUCUUUACGCUGCAGAUGAAUUUUACUAGUACUACACUGAUUUUGAUUUUGAAUGCUUUUUUAUCCAUAGAUUUUAAUAAAUAUUAUCAUUUUAUAUAUAAUCUUAUAUGAAUCAUUCAACUAUAAACAUAACAUCAUUUAUUUAGAUUUGUGCAUAAAUAUUUUUGAUGAACAAAUUAUAAAAGGUGUAUGUGGUAAAUAUUUCUGUAAUUUAUAGACUUGAAAUUAUUAAUAAAACUUUCGACUAAAUA